Cryphonectria parasitica EP155 is the source of this 1303-nucleotide messenger RNA. RefSeq lists its product as uncharacterized. Lineage: Eukaryota; Fungi; Ascomycota; Sordariomycetes; Diaporthales; Cryphonectriaceae. The record is from RefSeq and is a predicted model, not a curated record. Gene Ontology annotation, biological process: inner mitochondrial membrane organization. Bases 1 to 1185 code for a protein of 394 amino acids. Gene Ontology annotation, cellular component: mitochondrial inner membrane. The transcript is spliced from 3 exons.
AUGCGAGGCCAAUUGCCACUAUCACGAGUGGCACAACGUCCUCUCAGCAGGAUAAGACCGUCUUACGUCUGCCUGCAAUGUCGUGCGAUCCAGAUCAGCGCCGCGCCGACGACGGAGUCGCCCAAGGUGGGAGGUGAUGCCUUCGGCGCGCCUUCGCAAGGCUUCAGGGACACAGCAGACGCUCGGUUUGAAGUGCUUGGCUCGCCGUACUCGCUCCUAUCCGUCACCCUCUCCGCCUCACAAAAGCUGUACACGAGACGAGGGACGCUCGUGACAGUCGCAGGAAAGGCACAAAAUGCCCAAUCCACACUCAGCCUCCUCAGCCCCUUUCGCCACGCCCUCCUCGGCAUGCCCUUCCUCUAUCAGCGCAUCUCCUCUACCUCUCCAAUAACAGCCCUGAUUGCGACCAAGUCCCCUAAUACCACGUUCUCGAUCUUACACCUCGACGGGACUACCGACUGGCAAGUCGCGCAGCGGAAUGCCCUCCUCGCAUGGACCGGCCACACCCUGUCCAUCACACCCAGGGUCCAGCGCGGGCUGGCGCCAGCACACUGGGGCAACCAUCACCUGACGGGCCGUGGCAUGGCUGCUCUUGCAGCACCAGGCCAGAUAUACGAGGUCACGCUGUCGGAAGGCGAGGAGUUGGUUGUACAUCCCAGUCAUGUUGUGGCAUACAGCGUGGACAGGAACCCUCCGGUGCCAUUCCGCUUCAGAAGUGCUGGGAUCAGAUUGACGGUCCCCAGCCUCCCAGCCAGCCUGGUGCCACAGGGCCUGGCCAGGUUCUGGAAGGAGAUGAAGGAGACGGCAGUCUACAAAUUUCUGGCAAAGGUACUGUUCAGCCUGCGAACACAGACGAGGAGAUCUAUUUUUGGGGACAGGUUGUUCUUGCAGUUCAAGGGCCCCACGGCAAUAUUGAUGUCCAGUCGCGGCGUCAGAAUCAGUGACGUGUUGACAAAGGACGACGUGAAUGAGAUUGCGGAUGCCGAGGCCGGCAUUGUGCCCAAGGCCGUGGAGCAGGCUGCGAAGCCCAAGAAGGAAGGCGAUGCGACCACACCAGGUUCUGGCGCAUCAGCACCGGCGAGUGCUGCUGAACAGCCAGUUGCCAUACAUGUGGCCAGUGUGGGAAAGGACGGAAAGGUCCAGUUUGAAGACACCAAAGAUCUGAAGGAUUUUGUCGGGCGGUGAUACGAAUUCCGAAAUCGGUCUCAUUCUUGACAGAGACCCAAACUGCAGAUCAUAGUAGGGGGAAUCUUGUUGUACAUAGUGAAUAGCACGUUGAGCAAUGAUAUUUGCCCGAUCAAAU